This is a messenger RNA of Prorocentrum cordatum, 510 nucleotides long. Lineage: Eukaryota; Dinophyceae; Prorocentrales; Prorocentraceae. The record is from the annotation of a GenBank genome assembly.
AUGGCUUCGAUGAUGCAGGACCAGAACAUGCAGCAGCUGCUGUCGCAGCUCACGCAGACCAUGCCCGGGCCCACCAAAAAGCUGCACCCUGACGACCCUUUCCUGGACCCGAGCUUCAUCGGCCAGAUGUUCCACGCGCCGACGGUGCACUCAGUGGCGAUGCUCCAGCAGGCGGUGGAGCAGCUCUCCAUGACCGCGGAUUUCGCCGCCGAGGAGAAGCCCGUCGCCAAGGCGAAGUCGGACAAGCCCGCCGCGAAGGCGAGUGCCCGUGGCGCCGCGGAGGCCGCUGCGGACCAGCAACUGCUGCCAGACUCGUCCCAGGUGCUCAGCGGCUUGAAUCCGAAAAGCCCGGCCGCGAAUUUCAAGGACUGUCCUUCAGCAUCUUCCUGCAGGCCGAGCAGGAAAGCCCCGAGAUCAGGUUCAAGAGCCAGUUGCAGGCAAUGGCAAACAUGGGCUUUACCGACAAGGAGGCAUGCAUUCAGGCGCUUCACGCGAACAGUGGCAACAUGA